This is a messenger RNA of Aspergillus eucalypticola CBS 122712, 975 nucleotides long. RefSeq lists its product as uncharacterized. NCBI's taxonomy places the organism in Eukaryota, Fungi, Ascomycota, Eurotiomycetes, Eurotiales, Aspergillaceae. The record is from RefSeq and is a predicted model, not a curated record. Bases 1 to 975 code for a protein of 324 amino acids. The transcript is spliced from 2 exons.
AUGCCGAUGACUUGGAACCAAUCUACCAUUUUAGAAGCUGACACAUCGCAGAAGGAACUUGGCCUCCCACCUAGUAUCAUUGACAACCUUCGGCACAGUGUCACGAUCAUUCUUCAUAACUUAUGGCCUAUCAACCUCAAUUGGGCAUUCUCCUCAUUUGGACCCCAUCUUGUCGGCCUGGUUAACCUUUUCCACUUCUGUGCGGUCGCAUUUGCCCCACCAAAGCUCUUCCGGGUCUCUUCCAUUGGUGCCCUUCUCAAGCUGCACGGCGACUCCGGGACAUUGCCUGAGCAAUUGAUACAGAUGGAUCAGCCUAGUGUUAAGAACUACGGCGAAAGCAUAUACGUCGGAGAGCAGCUUCUUCACUACGCCCAUGACCAGCUAAGCAUACCCAUAUCUACCGCUCGACUGACAUACACCCCGGGCACAAUGGAACAUCCAUCCCGUUGGAGUCACGUCGACUGGAUUCCCGUUGACCUAUUAUCUGACAUCUUCGUCGAUCUUGCGCUAUCCCAUGGUUUUGACGGUGCUAGAAGGGGUAACGAAGUGGAGUGUCGACUCCAGGUCUUUCAUCCUGUAAAUCUUCACUCCGUCGACUGGCGUGUCGUUCACAAAAUCAUCAUCGAGGAGACACAAACCAUCACUGGUCAACGCUUGAAACCCAUUUCACUUCAUCAAUGGAUACAGCAAAUCCAAAUCGAGCAUGAUUCACAUGUUUCAGGCUCUGAUCAACCCCAUAACCAAAACCAGGAGGAAGAGGGAUACCGGACCUCAUGCGGGCAAAAGAUGUCUGGUCUACAUACCGCCAUGCGCAUGCUGGACUUCUAUCGAGAUGUAUUUGCCAGUGAUGCGAUACAUGCAUUUACCGAGACUGAAAAGAGCGCCAAAUCGAGUGCUAUACUCCGGAGCGAUCCAGCGGUUCAAAAUGAAUGGAUCCGGAAGUGGGUGCGCGAAUGGGUUGAAGCUUCUUCCUAG